AUGGAGCCUAAUACAACAGCCGCAAGUUACUUUAAUAUUUUCUUAACUGGUCAAUUGGAAUCGGCAACAUUUCCAUUGGGACCAGAAGCAUCAGAAAUAUUUUGCCGCUAUGAAAGUGUAGCUGGCCCUGACUGGGAACUGGUUAGUGGCCUCAAAAAGGGUAUAACACAACUUGCUUCAAAUCACAAUGGCAACUUUAACGAUCCCAUUGUAUUCAAUAUGCCAAUAGAACAAACUUACCGCAGUACAAACUCAUUCGGAUGGCCUCAACUACUAAUAUCCGUCUAUGGUAAAACACGCUGGGGCAUAGAAACAUCACUAGGCUACAGUCGUGUUCAUGUGCCAGUAUUUGGAAAUGUUACAAAUCAUUCAUUGAAGUCUCCUAUAUUAAAACCUCGUUGCAGUAACAUGAUGGCCGAUAUGACAACUUGGCUAACAGGCCGUAAUCCCGAAUUGAAAGAUGUAAAAGUGCUAUUGGACAAUUCUAAAAGUAAAGGUUUGUCCAUGGAAUCAUACGGAGAAAUACAAUUAAUGUUGAAUAUUAUAACGAGGGGCACAGCACGCCUUGGCUUGGAAUAUUAGCCUUUAAUAAUAAAUAAGUAAAAAUACAAAUACAC
Messenger RNA from Calliphora vicina (urban bluebottle blowfly), 617 nucleotides. It is a transcript of the gene B9d1, whose product is annotated as B9 domain-containing protein 1. Gene Ontology annotation, cellular component: MKS complex. The transcript is spliced from 3 exons. The coding region runs from base 1 to 582 and encodes 193 amino acids. NCBI's taxonomy places the organism in Eukaryota, Metazoa, Arthropoda, Insecta, Diptera, Calliphoridae. The record is from RefSeq and is a predicted model, not a curated record. Gene Ontology annotation, biological process: cilium assembly.